Molecule: messenger RNA, 2041 nt
Organism: Haliaeetus leucocephalus (bald eagle)
Lineage: Eukaryota; Metazoa; Chordata; Aves; Accipitriformes; Accipitridae
Gene: ARHGAP28
Product: Rho GTPase activating protein 28
Exons: 15
Coding region: 8-2041 (677 amino acids)
Biological process (GO): negative regulation of stress fiber assembly; regulation of small GTPase mediated signal transduction; signal transduction
Cellular component (GO): cytoplasm
Molecular function (GO): GTPase activator activity
Source: RefSeq, a predicted model, not a curated record
UGUGCCUAUGACCAUGGAGAUGAAGGACUCGGGCAGCGUGGUUCUGACAGCCUACCAUCCUCACAGCCCGGCCAGGAUCCCGGGCAUGGAGCAGAGCUUCGUGCAGGACAUCCCCACCGGCCAUUCACCCACCAGCAGAAAGUCUCUCCCUCGUUGUCGAAGAAUUAACAGGAUGCUUUCCAAUGAGUCGGCACCUCCUCCUGCAUUCAGUCGCUCCAACUCGCAGGCCUCCAUGGACAGCACCUCCAUGGAAGACUUCUGGUGCGAAGUGGAGAGCAUCAAGGAGAGCAGUGAAGAUGGAUCUGAAGAAGCAACGCUCUUGGAGUUCAAACCUGCUGACGAAGGUGAGCUGGAGGCAGAAUGGCUGCAAGAUGUAGGCUUAUCUACGUUGAUCUCCGGAGCUGAAGAGGAGGAUGGCCAAGCCCUGCUGUCCACUCUGACACGAACUCAAGCUGCCGCCGUACAGAAGAGGUACAACACCUACACUCAGACUCUGAGGAAGAAGAACAAGCACACAGUCCGGGAUGUGCGAGACAUCUUUGGCACCAAUGACUCUGCUCCCACAUUUGAGACAGUUCCAGUGUCACCAGUUCCUUCUAAUGGUAUCCAGCUUCCUGGGCAGAAGCCAGUUUGGAAAUCAGUUAGCUCUAACAGCUGUCUAGACUGUGGACUAGAUAAAGGCAGCCCAUCCGUAACAGAAGAGCUCUCCUAUGAGGUCUCUUUCUCAGAAGCCAUUACAGUCCUUCCCAAAAGCCAAGAAUGGCCGAAAAACCAGAGGUUCAAAAAGGAAGACUCUGCCUUGCCUAAAUUCAUUGUUCGGAAAAGCCGGUUUGGACUGACAGAGGUUGGAGACCUCUCUGCUGAAGACAUGAAGAAAAUCCGCUACCUCUCCCUAAUUGAGCUAACGGCCUUCUACGAUGCACUGGGGGUGGAGCUGAAGAGGAACCGCGCAGAGAGGGUGCGGGGACGAGAAAAUGGUCUGUUUGGAGUGCCUCUCACCAUACUGCUGGAGAAUGAUCAAAGGAAGGUUCCUGGAAUAAAAGUUCCCCUCAUCUUCCAAAAAUUGCUGCUCAAGCUUGAGGAAACAGGUUUAGAAACUGAAGGAAUUCUACGAGUGCCUGGAUCUGCCUCCAGAGUCAAGAAUCUCCAUCAAGAACUUGAAGCAAAAUUUUAUGAAGACACUUUUGACUGGGACCAAGUACGAAAUAAUGAUGCAGCAGGACUGCUGAAAAUGUUUGUAAGAGAACUCCCAAGCCCACUCUUCACAGUAGAAUACCUGCCUGCUUUCAUCACGCUAGUGGAAAAAAUCUCCAAGAUCAAGUUACAGCUACAAGCUUUGCAUCUGUUGAUCAUGCUGCUGCCUGAAGCCAACAGAGACACAGCCAAGGCCUUUCUUCAGUUCCUGAAGAAGGUGGUUGCUAAUGAAGGGAAAAAUAAAAUGAAUCUGUGGAAUGUUUCUAUGAUUGUUGCACCAAACCUUUUCAUCUACAAAGGGAAACGUGCAAACCAACAAGAAAUGCAAGCAGCCGCCACCACAGCACACAUUGUGCGGCUUUUAAUUCGGUACCAGGACAUCCUGUGGACAGUCCCAUCCUUCCUGAUUUCCCAAGUGAGAAAAAUGAAUGAGGCAGCAAUGAACAACAGCAAGAGGCAGCUGAUGUUUGACAAAGGAGUGAGAAAACUUCUGAGGAGAAAGACCAUGGAACGGGACAGACCUGAAAGACCAGAGGGAGCUGUCACUUUUCCCCCAUACCUGCAGUCUGACAUACCCGAGGGGGUGAUAAGAGUUUAUGCUCCACUGCAUUCAAAAGUCUCUAUGGCAAUUCAACUCAACAGCCAAACAAAAGCCAAAGACAUCCUGGCUCGAUUCCACUGUGAAAACAGCCACGAAUCAUCACAGAACAUGAGAGGCCAGAUCCAAAGUUUACAUGAAAUUGGAGGAAAUAUAGGUCAGCACUGUUUGGAUCCAGAUGCAUACAUGUUAGAUGUUUACCGUGCAAAUCCUCAGGCAGAAUGGGUGAUAAAACCAAAAGCAACCUGA